GGAGAGCAGAGAGCACCGAGACAAACCCACCUCCUCCUACAUGCUUAUUGUGUCAACCUUUAAAAAGCAAUUAAGCCGCAGCAUCCUCUGAAACCCUGCGAUCCCUCAUCCGGCUGGAGAGAAACCCGCAUCGUCUGCAACCAAGUGUCUCCAGGUCGCUCGUAGAGAAGGCAUCCUCCUCCUCCUCCUCCUCAGCCAUGACUGACAGGAAAGCUGUGAUCAAGAACGCGGACAUGUCCGAGGACAUGCAGCAGGACGCGGUGGACUGUGCCACGCAGGCCAUGGAGAAGUACAACAUAGAGAAGGACAUUGCAGCCUACAUCAAAAAGGAGUUUGACAAGAAGUACAACCCCACCUGGCACUGCAUCGUCGGGAGGAACUUUGGCAGCUACGUCACCCAUGAGACGAAGCAUUUCAUUUACUUCUACUUGGGCCAAGUGGCCAUCCUGCUCUUCAAGUCUGGCUGAGAAGCUCCUGAUGGGUGUCGAGGAGUUGUUCUCCCUGAACCUGAAUUGGAAAUGCACUGGUGGCUGAUGUCUCCCAUACACUAAUAACAACGUACCAUAACGAUGCAGAACCGGCCGUGCGCAAUUGCAUGGACUAUACACUAUUUAAUAUGUAUGUUACAGUAAGUUUACUUUUUCGAUAGUUGCCCUUUGAAUGCAACCGAAGUAGUUUUUGUUUGACGCUGUUAAAAAAGAAUUUCAACGUGGCCCUUUGAUUGUAAAAUAAAAGGAAAGCUGUAGAAUGUAGUGGUGCAUCGGCAUUGCCAGACCCUCUAGCGAGACUCCACCUGUUGGUUUCGGGUGUUGAAUCAUAGUGUGUGCACCAGUUUAACAACCCAUUAACCUGUGAUCAUGAAACAAAGUUACUGGGGCAAAAUUGUUUCGGCUCUAACCAGCGAGAGCGUAUUUUGUUUUAACUCGACAGCGCGACUUUAGUCUAUUGCUGCUGUUUUACUCAUUUAAAGGAAUUAUGUUGUCUGGAGUUUAACGUGGUAAAAAACUUUUUAUUGUUUUCAAUUUGGAUUCAAAACAUAAGUGACAUUUUUUUUUUUUUUUUAUAGCAGCCACUUCCAGAGUAGAAGCAUCCAACACUUGACAUUUUGGAAGCAACUCAAGCCAGUGCAAGCAUUUCCCGGGACGUUUGGUCAAUAUUCACUGUGAAGAACCACAGAGCAAACGAAGCUCACACACACACAGACACGCUUAAGCCUGUAAUGUCCAAGUUAUAACGCUACAGACGGGUUCUGAAAACCUCCCGACUCACCUGCACCGACAUCAGUCUUAUAAUUCCAGUGUCUCUGCAUGUUUUGGAGGAUAAACCCAUCAUUUCUUUCACCGUCAGACACGAACGAAGGCCCAUCUCGGUGAUGCGUCGUUUAAUGAAGAGUGUGUAGAUAUUGGACUGAGCCGAUGUGUGUCUUUGCUAUGAAGCAGAAUAAUGAAGGUGAUUUUUGAUUUAGAAACAUCUGCGGUCAACUCAACCUGGGCUACCAAAGCCCCCGUGUUUCAGAUGGUUGUGUCGUCUUAAUGUGGCUUGUGAUUCUUUCAAGUUGCAUUAUUUCCCCCCCCCCAAAACCUUUUACUUUUGCAUUGCCAGUGUACUGCCAGACAAACGGGGGACGACGUGUGUUGGGACUUCUUAAAGCAGCUGCGAGCAGAUCUUGUCUAGCACACUGAUUUUGGGGGUUUUCGUUCAGUUAUGUGAGUAUAAUUAGUUUGAAAUGGCAAUGCACAAUGCCUAGAUGUUGAUGACGUGUGUACAUUAGGAUCCAGAUCGGAGAGAUUUAGUCCACAGGGUUGGACGACGCCACACAUUUCCUGCCGCGUGUAGAAACUCAGUUGUUUGCUUCCAUGUUCAGGCUCUGGGUGAAAUGUGUAUCUCUCAAGUGUUAGCUUGGAUUGUUGUAGAGGGACGUCUUAACUAUUGUCAAUGUAAACAGAUUUAGUAUUGUUUUCCUCUGGCAUGUAUUUUCGCUGUGUAUGUGUAGGAGCCGUUCCAACGCUGUUCGAUUUGCACAAAACGUGUGCCUGUCAUUGCCCUCAACUGUAAGCGGCUUGAGUACAAUUGCACUUCAUUAGAAUUGCCCAGUAGGUUGCUACAGAACCAAAAUCGUAUAAACUCGAUAAAAUAAAAAAAAGUAAUUGUUGACUCCUA
Platichthys flesus (European flounder) is the source of this 2160-nucleotide messenger RNA. RefSeq names its product dynein, light chain, LC8-type 2a (gene dynll2a). The transcript is spliced from 3 exons. Gene Ontology annotation, molecular function: dynein intermediate chain binding; dynein light intermediate chain binding. Gene Ontology annotation, cellular component: cytoplasmic dynein complex. The record is from RefSeq and is a predicted model, not a curated record. Gene Ontology annotation, biological process: microtubule-based process; cilium assembly. The coding region runs from base 198 to 467 and encodes 89 amino acids. NCBI's taxonomy places the organism in Eukaryota, Metazoa, Chordata, Actinopteri, Pleuronectiformes, Pleuronectidae.